AUGACUUUGGAAAGAAAUCAACCUGAAUUAGGGAUUAACAAUGGCACUGCUGGCACUGCUGGCACUGCUGCCAUAGUUUACUUGACCGGCUGGCGAUAUGCUGCUGUGGGUAUUGCGAUAGUUUUGAGCAUGUUUUUGGCUUCAUUAGAUCUGACCAUCAUUGCCACAGCAAUUCCACACAUCACCGACGAAUUUCAUAGUCUUAACGAUGUUGGAUGGUAUGCCUCCGCGCUAUUCCUAACAGUCGCAGCGGCCCAAUCAUUGUGGGGAAAGGCUUUCAAAUAUUUUCCAAUCAAGACUGUCUAUCUGAUCAGUAUAGCUGUCUUUGAAGUUGGAAGUUUGAUAUGUGGUGUUGCUAGAAAUAGCACAACAUUGAUAGUAGGACGAGCUAUAACAGGUUUUGGUGUUGCAGGAACAUUCGGAGGAUCAUAUAAAAUUAUUGGAGUUUCAGCUCCACCAGAAAAAGACCUGCGAUGA
Botrytis deweyae is the source of this 477-nucleotide messenger RNA. RefSeq lists its product as uncharacterized. Lineage: Eukaryota; Fungi; Ascomycota; Leotiomycetes; Helotiales; Sclerotiniaceae. Gene Ontology annotation, molecular function: transmembrane transporter activity. The transcript has 3 exons. Gene Ontology annotation, biological process: transmembrane transport. Bases 1 to 477 code for a protein of 158 amino acids. The record is from RefSeq and is a predicted model, not a curated record.